AGUUGUGAGUGAGUGGUAAAACGUCAUGACGAUAACGAUCUUCAUUUUGACGACCCUACUGUCAUGGUCAUCAGUCAAAGGUGGGUUACCAGUCGAACAUGACGUGGAAAUAGAGUGGGAUCUUGAGUCGACACCUUUAGAAAUUAGGACUGAUAGUGUGCUGGGGAGUGACGAUGAGGUGAUGGUGUACUUCUUAUCUGCUGAGGGAGAGAAUGCAGGACUAGUCCAGCUCUACUUCUACUCUACUCCACAAUACUACAUCGACUGGUGCUCCAGAGAAGAAACCAACCUUGUUAUUCUCCCCUCUGAUACUGUCAAGGUGUGGCGUAUCACUCUAACCAGAACUGCAGGUGUUAGACUCGUGAUACACUGUAACGACGAGGAGGUGCUCAACAUACUGCUCUCUCAAUCAACGUGCGGUCCCCCUGAUUGGAGCACUGUCUGGAACAGAGACGUGACAAAGAUAAAGUUCUCUUCCUCUGACACAGCAUCUGAUUACUACGGAACACAAUUACAAUUACCAGGUGAGUUACCAGUCGAACGUGACGUGAAAAUAGAUUGGGAUCUUGAGUCGACACCUUUAGAAAUUAGAACUGAUGCUGUGCUGGGGAGUAACGAUCAGGUGGCAGUGACCCUCUACUCAGGGGACGAGUUUGCAGGAUCAGUCGUGCUCUACUUCACCUCUACUCUACAAUGGUCUCUCGGCUGGUGUGAGAGCGCAUUUGCCGACAUUGUUAAUCCCCCCUCUGCUACUGACAACUUGGUGUGGCGUAUCUCUAUAACCAGAACUGCAGGUGUUAAUCUAGUGAUACACUGUAACAACGAGGAGGUGGUCAACACAGUGGUCUCUGAAUUAACGUGCAGUAAUAGCGCUUGGAGCACUACCUGGAUCAGAGACGUGACAAAGAUAAAGUUCUCUUCCUCUGACACAGCAUCUGAUAACUACGGAACACAAUUACAAUUACCAGAAGAAGAUACAAGUGAAGAAGAAGAUGUAAGUGAACAGGGAGACAACCAGAACUACUCUGAUGCAGCAGCCCUAAAAGUCAGCUUAAUUUUCCUCGUCAAUCUCCUGUUUGCUGUUAAUAUGAACAUCUAAACCUUUUGUGGACUGGAAUGGUUCUACGGUACAAAACACUAUCUUAAAGUUAACAUGGUGUUUUAUCGGGAUGUGAUAGAAAAAAUAACAACUCAAAAACCCGGACGAAUCUAUAAAUUUAUAAUCUAUAAUUAUAACUUUUGAUAUUUAAAAUUUUAAUAUUUUAGACAACUUUUAAUGUUCUAAUAAAAAAUAAAAGAAAGAGACUGCGAUUCAGUAAUUAUUGGUAUUCAUUGUAUGUUUUUUCAGAAUACUUAUUAUAUUUAUUGUAAUAUACAUUGUUUUUCCCGAUCCAUGACUGUGUCAGGACUAGGAACGUGAA
Molecule: messenger RNA, 1421 nt
Organism: Bolinopsis microptera
Lineage: Eukaryota; Metazoa; Ctenophora; Tentaculata; Lobata; Bolinopsidae
Exons: 4
Coding region: 26-1099 (357 amino acids)
Source: RefSeq, a predicted model, not a curated record